Amborella trichopoda is the source of this 1681-nucleotide messenger RNA. RefSeq lists its product as uncharacterized. Gene Ontology annotation, biological process: GPI anchor biosynthetic process. Lineage: Eukaryota; Viridiplantae; Streptophyta; Magnoliopsida; Amborellales; Amborellaceae. The record is from RefSeq and is a predicted model, not a curated record. Gene Ontology annotation, cellular component: endoplasmic reticulum membrane. Gene Ontology annotation, molecular function: hydrolase activity, acting on ester bonds.
CAGCCUUAUCAAACUUAAUUUUUUAUUUUAUUAGAAUAACGGGAACCUCUUGGGAGAAUCUCUGAUACGAUAUUUCUUCAGAGAGUGAAUCGCUCCUCCAUGUGAGUCGAGCUCAAAACUCUCUCUCCCUUCGUUCUCUAGUUAGUGAGAGAAAACCCUAAUUGUUGUCGGAGCUUUGGGGUUUCUAAUGAGGGUUCAAUGAAGGCUUGGAGCUCUCUCGUUGUCUUGAUACCUGUUUCUGUAGGGAUACGAGUGGAUCUAGGGUUCGUUUUGACCUGAAGAUUGUUAUUUCGGGGAAUAUAAUUCGUUAAUGGCGGAUCAGAAGAUAGUGUCGGGCUGGAUUUUUAUAGGAUUUUUCUGUGGCCUUUUUGGAGUUCUUUAUGCCAGUGCAGGCGAUGCUGAUCCCCUUUACAGGACAUGUGUAAAACAAUGUGAAAAGAGUGGCUGCAUUGGAGAGAGUUGUUUCAAACAGUGCUCUUUUUCAUCCGAUGGCACCUCAGCUGGUAGUCCUUGGUACAUGCAAGAACCCCUUUACCUUCGUUGGAAGCAAUUGAAUUGCCGAAGUGACUGUCGUUACCAUUGCAUGCUGGAAAGGGAGAAAGAGAGGGAAAAACUUGGACAUGGACCUGUCAAAUAUCAUGGCAAAUGGCCUUUCAAGCGUGUUUUCAUUUUUCAGGAGCCUGUUUCAGUGGUGUUCUCUGCCUUUAAUCUUGCGAUGCAGUUUUAUGGAUGGCUAUCAUUUAUGAUACUUGUAUAUUACAAGCUUCCUUUGAGACCCCAGAAUAGGAAGACUUACUAUGAGUUCACUGUGUUGUGGACCAUGUAUGGAGUCUUCUCGAUGAAUUCCUGGUUUUGGAGUGCUGUCUUCCACAGUAGAGAUGUUGAUUUGACAGAAAAGCUGGAUUACUCAUCGGCUGUGGCUUUGGUGGGCUACGCGCUGAUUGUUGCAAUUAUUCGCACCUUCAAUGUGAGGGAUGAGGCUGUCAAAGUUAUCAUUGCUGCUCCUCUUGCAGCAUUCGUGACGACCCAUAUCUUGUAUCUCAACCUAUAUCAGUUUGACUAUGGCUUGAACAUGAAAGUGUGUGUUACUAUGGGGGUCGCUCAGCUGCUCCUAUGGGCUGUCUGGGCAGGUGUGACCAAGCACCCAUCACGCUUCAAACUAUGGGCUGUUGUCUUGUUCGGAGGGCUCGCUAUGCUUCUUGAGAUCUAUGACUUCCCUCCGUUUUGGGGAUAUGUGGAUGCCCAUGCUCUUUGGCAUGCGACCACCAUUCCUCUCACGUAUCUGUGGUGGAGCUUCAUCAAAGAUGAUGCUAAAUUCUCAACUUUUAGUAGGCAAGGUGAGGCAAAUGAUGGCAUGAAGGUAGACUAGAUCACCUAAUGCCUUAUUUCCAAGGUAUUGCAAACUCUAGAUUUGGCUCAAAUUUUUCUUCUCAUCUUAGUGGUAUUGUUCAAAUUCUUUUGGGUUUUGGGCCUGGCUUUAAUUGAUGUCCCAAUGUUGUAGGAACUUUCUUUUUGAAGGUCUUUUAUGCUCUGAAGUUUUCAAAGAGUCUUGUUGGGCUAAAUGCAUUUGUGCAGUUUGUGUACACUAUAAUUCUAUGGAAGAGUAGCAUUUGCUUUCUCUACUGUGUUUCUGAAUGAAUGAAAAGUGAAGACAGAAAAAACUUCAAUAAUUGAAGGAAAA